AUGGCUAUUACCAUGGCCGAUAGUAUUAUUAGGAAAGCUUGCGACCGUUGCCACUCCCAGAAGCUGAGCUGUAAACGUGUCGGCGACGAAGCCUGCGAACGUUGUGUUAGACUUCAGACAGAGUGCAAAUCAAGCCCUUCCCUUCGUUAUAAGAAGCAGCAUCAGCAGCAACAGCAGGCGCAACAAUAUCAACGCCAACAGCAAAGAACACAAUACCAGAACCAACAACAGCCUCAAACGCAGCAGUCGUCUUAUCCCACGCCAGGAGCAAAGCCCCCGGCCGGCAGGCGUUCACCUAAGCGUCGAAGGACAGCCAGCGAGCUGGGACUGGUGGCUGGAGAACGAGGGCUUCCAAUCAUUCAACAAGGAGAAGAUAUAUUACCAGAAGACCAGAGUGCCAUCGUGGCUGAAGGGUCCUUGGAACCAGCAGACUUCGACUUUAGUCAGAUUGAGAAUCUCAAUUUCUUUUCCCCUCCUCCCACAGGACCUAUACCGCACAGUUCUAUUACUGGAGCUCUUGAAGCUUUUCAGUCCGUAUCUACCUUCCCAGACCCUUGGGACCCGUCACUAAAUCGGCCCUCCGAAGCAUUCCAUACCACGCCAACCGCUUUCCAACAGGGCGAAGGUAGCGGAUAUCAAUCCACAGUCCCUGUCUUGGGCCUGACAGGAAUUUCGCACUCUCCGUCCAUAGCAGACAAACGCAGAAGACCUCGUCUUAGAAAUAGGCCACGACAAAUUGCCUUGAGACAAAUUGCAAACGCACCAGAGCCACAUACAAGCUCCUCAACUGUUCACUGGAUGGCGCAAUUAUCUGAAAUAAACUCUCGCCUACUGGACCUUGCGUCUGUCUUGCCUCAGCAGCACACGGCAGGAUGCAAUUUUCAAACCCUCAACAGGUCCAAUGAUGAGGCCUUUCCCCCUCAAGGAUUUCCAAUUGAUGAGAUGUUUAAGCUUACACGUCGAGUAGCAGAUGUACUGGACCGCUUGUCUGCAGGAGGCAGUCCAAACUCGGCUCGCAUGGACAACUCUGACCCAGGCAACUCCAUGUUUGUCCUGUCAACUUAUGUCCGCCUCCUUGACAUGUAUCAACGAGUUUUCAGUCUAGUUCGCAUGGAGGUGUCCCAAGCUGAGGCGGAAGCAGCGUUCAGGUUCUGGAGACUCCCAGACGUUCAGGUCGGAUCAUUUGCUGUCGAUCCGUCACCUUCGCUGCAGAUGUCACUUACUAUUCAGCUCGCUGAAGAGUUUCUCGCUCGUUUAAGGGUGGCAACUGCUGCCCUGGAUCCUGCGCUGAGCAACGGCGGGGGAAGCAAGUCAAUAUCUGAAGACAAUGCCAAUGGCAAGUCGAUGUUUUCGGAUGUGGUGGACAUUUCGUACAGGGCGGUCAAGACAAAGGAAGAAAGUCUUGGGAAGCAUCUUGCAGAGUUGCGAGAUGAAAUUGAAGCUUUCUUGAAUCCUUGA
Pochonia chlamydosporia 170 is the source of this 1458-nucleotide messenger RNA. Its product is annotated as fungal transcriptional regulatory protein. Gene Ontology annotation, biological process: regulation of DNA-templated transcription. Gene Ontology annotation, molecular function: DNA-binding transcription factor activity, RNA polymerase II-specific; zinc ion binding. The coding region runs from base 1 to 1458 and encodes 485 amino acids. The transcript is spliced from 2 exons. NCBI's taxonomy places the organism in Eukaryota, Fungi, Ascomycota, Sordariomycetes, Hypocreales, Clavicipitaceae. The record is from RefSeq and is a predicted model, not a curated record.